AUGGAUCUCCUUGACGAACUCGAAAACAUGGCCAUCGUGGCCCAAAACGACUUAGGAGACAACUUUGAUGAGCAGGUCACCCGAUUUCAGAACCUGUUUAACUACUCCCGCACAGAAGCUAGGUCUGUGCUUGAGAGGCACCGGGGGGCCAUCUCACACAAGACUGUCUCGGAUACACACUGGCAGAUGGUCCGAGACGAAAAGGAGGCCCAAGGAUACGACCGAGAGGCGUAUGAAUACGCUAUCGGGGCGGGCCUCUUCAACCGCCAGAACAGCCCUGCUGGACCUCAGACAGUAGGAGAUCCCAAGGCCACAUAUAUGGUCAAGCUUGAGGGACCUUUGGACAGUCCGCAGAAGGUCCAGACAUUGGGGAAGAUGCUGGAGCUUCCAGCUGUGAGAGAGGGAAGUGGAGCAACUGGAGAUGCCUGCUUCUGUCUCAUCAACGGCAAGAUCAAGGCCACCAUCGCCUGGGCCUUGAAGGGUGAGGCAUUUGUGCCCACCUUUAUUCGAAUCAAUACAGCAGACAAGAGCCUUUCGGGCUGCUGUUUUGCUCCAACUCUGGGCUUCUGUGACCCGACACUUCCACAGAACCGAGUGGAUGAUGCCAGUCACGUAUUCCUGCCAAAACAGAAUCAGUACCCAGUGUGGUACUUUGUCUAUGGCAAUCUGACAAGCCCAGAGUUCCUUGUCCAGAAGCUGUCUCUUCCCGAGACACCAGUGCUGAGACGGGCCACGACCACAGGAGGCAUCGUCAAGAUCUGGAAGGGGAAGUAUAAGGCUCUGAUUGAUGGGCCUGCCGAUGCCACUGUGGAGGGGUGGGCAUUGGAGGUUACGUCUGAGGAGAAUGAGGGGGUGCUCCGAUACCAUGAAUCGGACCAGUACGAGGUGGUGCGGUGCAAGAUCACCAUGACAGAUACCGGAGAGUGUGUUUAUGGCUUGGUGUUUAAAUUUGUGGGGGAUUUGGACUGAAUCAUCUGCUUUGUACCAACAGUCCAGUCUCUUGAAUAUGUCAACUCUGAUGUGAACCUUCCUCUUUUGCCUACCGGGUUUUGAGGUUUAAUGGGAACAUCUUGAGAUUAUAUGUGUAUACCUAUUUGUAUUUUCUAUUCAUGUACUCUAUCACUACCAUGUAUAUUGAGAAUGAAUGAAUCUGGCU
This is a messenger RNA of Aspergillus wentii DTO 134E9, 1156 nucleotides long. Its product is annotated as gamma-glutamylcyclotransferase family protein. The coding region runs from base 1 to 969 and encodes 322 amino acids. The record is from RefSeq and is a predicted model, not a curated record. The transcript has a single exon. NCBI's taxonomy places the organism in Eukaryota, Fungi, Ascomycota, Eurotiomycetes, Eurotiales, Aspergillaceae.